Physella acuta is the source of this 891-nucleotide messenger RNA. RefSeq names its product beta-1,3-galactosyltransferase 1-like. Gene Ontology annotation, biological process: protein O-linked glycosylation. The record is from RefSeq and is a predicted model, not a curated record. Gene Ontology annotation, molecular function: hexosyltransferase activity. Gene Ontology annotation, cellular component: Golgi membrane. NCBI's taxonomy places the organism in Eukaryota, Metazoa, Mollusca, Gastropoda, Physidae.
AUGAAGCGUGAUAUCAUAAGGUGGAUGUACGAUGGUCUUCGAGUCCUGCCUAAAAUAAAAUGUGUGAAGCUCAGCUUUGUUUUCACCAUUGCAUUGUCCACUAUUUGUAAUGACCACCAAGAAAUAGAUUUAAUUAUCUGUGUUCCAACUCGCGGUGACAACUUUGAAGGUAGAAAAACAAUUCGAGAGACCUGGGGUAGUUAUGCUAAUGAAAGCUCCUUUACUUCAAUUCUAAUUUUCUUCAUUGGAAUACCAGACGUUAGCUCGCCUACUGCGAGUUUAACCCAGAAGUUAAUUCUUGAAGAAUCUGUUAUGUACGGAGACGUACUGCAAGAGGAUUUUGUAGACUGUUAUAACAACCUCAGUAUCAAGUCCGUUUCUAUCCUCAAGUAUGUUUCUCAUUACUGUCCAAAGGCAAAAUAUAUUCUCAAAGCGGACGAUGACAUGUAUAUUAAUAUCCCUUUUUUAGUUAACAGUCUGAAACGAUUUCAAAUUACAAAGCCCAACUUAAAAGCUUUUGUAAUGGGAUCGAAACAGACAAAAGCACAUCCAAUGAGAUCAACUGACUCCAAGUGGUACCCUGAGUACCCCGAGGAUACCUAUCCGGAUUAUGUGAUAGGUGCGGCUUAUGUCGCGUCAGCACAGGCGUCGUGGCUGUUGUACCAGGCGUCACUGAGGUUGCCGUUGUUCCUUUGGGAAGAUGUGUACAUCACAGGGAUGUGUUCCAAGAAAGCUGGCGUUGAAGUAGUAGACAGUGCUCUGUUUUCUUACCUCAGACAUACGGUCUCCGGCUGUUCCUUUAGGAAGCGCAUUUCUGGGCAUCCUUACAAUGCGACGGAGUUACGAGUAGUACACAGAGAAUUGUACGAUGAAAAACUUAUUUGUAAAUAA